Trichomonas vaginalis G3 is the source of this 477-nucleotide messenger RNA. RefSeq lists its product as uncharacterized. The annotation marks the transcript as partial. Lineage: Eukaryota; Parabasalia; Trichomonadida; Trichomonadidae. The transcript has a single exon. The record is from RefSeq and is a predicted model, not a curated record.
AUGCUUCCAAUAGAAAAAGAAAAUUCAAGAGUUGCUACAACUAAACCAUUAGAUGAACUUUUUACUAAUGUCGGUCAAAAGUUUGAGACAGAGACCGUAAAGCAUGAAGGCUAUCGUUUUGACUACCCAUUAAGAUGGCUAAGAGACCCAUCUGUCACAAAAGCUAUUGGCUUUCGUAGAAUGAAGUUCAUUUCAGAAGCCAUACAUGGUUUCCCAUUUACGGUCGGUUUUGAAGUUCGAUACUAUAACAAAGAAAAACGUAUGUAUGAGAAAUUUGAACAGGGAAAACUUUUACAAGUUAGUUUGCUUGUAAACUUAGAAACAACUCUUCAAGCUUUUCAAGAAAAAAUAAACGAUAUCUAUAUCGAAUAUGCAAACCAGUAUAACAUUGACGAAGGAGAAUACCAUCUCGAUAUUAUUUAUGACAGGAAAAAUGCAACUGUUAAAAUCAAUAGAAUAGAAGACCUUGGAGAAAAC